CCUUCUUAUUAUUUGAUGUAAAGAACAAGAAAGAAAGAAAGAAAGAGUUUCAAUGUGCUCUCUCCAUUUCAAAAAUCUCUAAACUAAAAAUACACACGCACGCCUACCCUUUUGCUUCCAAUUUCAAGUAUUAUUAUUCCACCAACUACUUCCAUAUCACAAACAUUGCAUUGUUUUUUCAUAAAUAAAAAAACCUUGCAUUCUUUUACAUUAGUUUUUAACAAAAAAUGGAGUUAGCUUUGAGCUUAGGAGAUACACCAAAACUACCCUUUUCUUUUCUUGACAAACCCACAUCAAAUCUUGUUGCUUCCGAAGAUCCACUACCAAGUAAUUUCUUCUCAACACAAGGAAAAACCUCAGAAGAAAAAAGAGGUUCUUCAGAUCCACCUAUUCAACUUGAUCUUCUCCCUUUCACUCCUGUUCUUAGAUCUCACCACCCUUCUUCUCAACUUUCAAUUCCUUGGCUCACGCAACCAUGUGGACCGGUGAGGGAACUAGAUGUGAACCGUUUUCCGGCGACGACGGAGGAAGCUGACGAUGGCGCGUCGCUGUCAUCCCCCAACAGCGAAAUAUCACCGUUUCAAAUGGAUUUCAGUAUGAGGAAUAACAAUGGUGAUGGUGCUGGAAGAAACAGUAGUCGUGAGGGGGGUGCGGAUAGAAAUAGUACUAGCGAUGAUGAUGAAGAAGAAAAUGGGUCCACUCGGAAGAAACUCAGACUCUCUAAAGACCAAUCAGCUUUUCUUGAAGAAAGUUUCAAGGAACACACCACUCUUAAUCCCAAGCAAAAACUUGCAUUAGCAAAACAAUUGAAUCUUCGACCACGUCAAGUGGAAGUUUGGUUUCAGAACAGAAGAGCAAGGACAAAGUUGAAGCAAACAGAAGUGGAUUGUGAAUAUUUGAAGAGAUGUUGUGAAACAUUAACAGAAGAAAAUAGAAGGUUACAAAAGGAACUUCAAGAGCUUAGAGCAUUGAAAACUUCUCAGCCAUUUUACAUGCAACUUCCAGCUACAACUCUCACUAUGUGUCCCUCUUGUGAACGUGUGGCUACUAACUCUUGCAACAACAACACCAGGCCCAAAAUAUUGCCGUUCUCUAAUGUUCAAGCCCAAUCACAGCAGGCCCAAGCCCAUCAGAUUUCUUCUUGAUUUUAUAUAUCAAAUCAUGGACAUUUUUUAUUUGUCUUUCACAUAAUAUAAUUGAUAGAUAGUAUCAUAGAAGACGACAAGGUGUUAGUUUCAUAGUCUUAUUUUCGGUAUGUAUGUACAAUACUAUAAUUAAGAUAUGUAGAUUUAGACUAUUUCAUCACCCUUUUUAUUUCAUUCUUCGGAUCUUUGUGUUGCUUUCUUUGUCGAAAGAAUGAUAUUUUUUCUCUGAUUAGUUAGAAGAACCAGUCA
Cicer arietinum (chickpea) is the source of this 1394-nucleotide messenger RNA. RefSeq names its product homeobox-leucine zipper protein HAT14-like. Gene Ontology annotation, biological process: regulation of DNA-templated transcription. Lineage: Eukaryota; Viridiplantae; Streptophyta; Magnoliopsida; Fabales; Fabaceae. Gene Ontology annotation, molecular function: DNA-binding transcription factor activity, RNA polymerase II-specific; sequence-specific DNA binding. The record is from RefSeq and is a predicted model, not a curated record.